GGGCACAAAGGGAAAAGAUUUUACAGCACCGACCUUUGAGACAUUGGAGUUCAACCAAUCUGGAGUCUAUGCCUUUCCACUCGUCCUCCAGACUCUUGGACCUCGAUCAAGGAAUGGACAGGCACAGAUCCCGCAGCCCUCCUACCAGCUCCCACCACCACUAUCCACCAAACAGACGGGGAGGAGAUAACAGAAGACGAAACCACUGUGACGGUGCACAAUUCGGACCCUCAAAUCACCACCUGCAUCAGUCCAGUGCCACUCCAAGGCAAACCCCACCAAGGUCCCAGACCUUAAGCACAAGAAGGGAAGUGUAUGAGAGAGACUUUCCAUUGUACAAGCAGCCUGUGGAAGUGGGCUGUUUCUCCCUAGACUCUCAGCGUAGGUUUUUUAAUGACAGCAGGCAGAUGAGAUACUACGUGGAACCUGAGCGAAGUCCCAAUUUUGAUCUGAGGGAUGGGUUCAGGGAACGAUAUGUGAAGAGGGAUGAAAAUGUCAAGGAGAAGCUGGAUCACAUUCUGCGAUGGAUAGUAGCCAACAAGUCAAAGCUGAAAUCCAAGUUGACCACAAAUGCCUCAUGCCCUUUAGACUUUGACUUUGUGACCUGGCGGGGCCACCUGACCAAGCUGCUUACUACGCCGUACGAGACCAGAGAGGGCUGGUUGCUGGCGGUGACCAGGUUUAACGGCACACUCUACAUCAGUGAGGUGGAGACUGAAGCUGCUCGCAGGGAACGAGAAAAUCGCCCAGAGAGGAACAAGGAGAUGAUGUACUGGGGAUACAAGUUUGAACAAUACAUGUGUGCAGACGAUACAAACAGUGAGCCUGACCCCAGAGGAGUGGUCAACACCAACGAGGCCUUCUGCACUGUGGUCCAGACCCGGCUCACAGAUCACAAGCUUCUGUUCUCUGGCGAGGUGGAUUGUCGGGACAGAGAUCCAGGUGCUCCACCUCCUCCUGCCUGCUAUGUGGAGCUGAAGACCUCUGCAGAGAUCUGCACUCCCAAGCAGCGCAGCAACUUCCACAGGUUUAAACUGUUGAAAUGGUGGGCCCAGUCCUUUCUUCCUGGAGUCCCUCGAGUGGUUGCAGGUUUCAGGGAUCAUGACGGGACCGUCGUUUCUGUGGAGACUUUUCAGAUCUCCAAGAUUUCACAAGUCAUCAAGAACGAAUAUAACUGCUGGAAGCCAACAGUGUGCAUGAACUUCUGUUGUGACUUCCUGUCUUUUGUGAAGCGUGAAGCUACUGAGGACAAUCCUAGUGUGGUGUACUUAUUUUCCUGGGAGCCACACAACGAUGUGACCUACUCAGUCCACCGGGACUCCCGAUAUUCCUUCCUGCCUGAUUGGUAUAUUAAUGAAAUGACCAGGUCUCCAGAAUAGCAACAGACAUCCUCUUUCAGCCAAAAUGACAGGAGUGGACUGGGCUUUUCUUUUAUCAUCCACUGAGAAGAAAACGUGAAAAUAUUAUGAUUCAAGUCCAACGAACUACAAGAAUGUUAAAAAGCAACAAUUGCAGACAUAUCAGCUUACUACACCAGGCCAUCUCUACUUGUAACAGAUGCUCAGUAGCCCAUGGGUAUUAAGUCUGUACAAUAAAUAUUUUUUUAUUCCUUGUCUAUUUUAUUAAUGAUAUCAAUCAAACGGAAAUCAUACUGCAUUAAAUGACUACUUGGUUAUUGCUGCUAAAGGUGGUUUUACCAAGCUAUAAAAUGAUGGAGUGUACCUAAUUAUUGACACACAGCUUCUUCACUUUGGCGUUAUUUUUAUUUGAAUAAAUAAUGACAACAUGAACCACGUUUUAAUAAGGGGACAGUUGGAAUGGGAAUAUUUUUAAAACCUUG
Molecule: messenger RNA, 1840 nt
Organism: Poeciliopsis prolifica (blackstripe livebearer)
Lineage: Eukaryota; Metazoa; Chordata; Actinopteri; Cyprinodontiformes; Poeciliidae
Gene: dxo
Product: decapping exoribonuclease
Exons: 8
Coding region: 69-1379 (436 amino acids)
Biological process (GO): NAD-cap decapping; nuclear-transcribed mRNA catabolic process
Cellular component (GO): nucleus; cytosol
Molecular function (GO): mRNA 5'-diphosphatase activity
Source: RefSeq, a predicted model, not a curated record